AUGCACUUCCUUACCACCACCAUCCUUUCUGCCUUGGUCCUGGUUCUUUCCGCCACCGCAGCCUCCGCUGCUGGCACCGGUCGCCUCUUCCCCCGCGUCGCCCCAACACCCUGCGACCAAUGCUACGAAGACUCCAUGAUCCUCGUCCAACCCGCCUGCGCCAACCUCUCCAACAUCGGAACCAUCAAUGAGUUCGCCGAUAGCAAGUUGACCCCUCAGCACCGUAAGUGCUACUGCAGUCUGCCCGCCGGUAACGCCUGGUACCUGACAUGCCAGACGACCAACAAGUGCAAUGCGGAGAUGAUGGGCUAUGCGGCACGGUUUACUGAGAUCUUGAGAACUAGGACUGUUUGUCCUGCUGAGGCUGGUUCUGGCUCUGGUUCUGGCUCUGGUUCUGGUUCUGGCUCUGGUUCUGGAUCGGGUGGUGCUACUGUGAAUGUUCCUGCAAGUAGCGCUAUGUCUAGAAAUAUCGCCGCGUCGAGUGGUGGUGCUGUCACCGCUGCUGCUGUUGUCUUUGCCGCUCUUUUGUAG
This is a messenger RNA of Linnemannia hyalina, 531 nucleotides long. Lineage: Eukaryota; Fungi; Mortierellomycota; Mortierellomycetes; Mortierellales; Mortierellaceae. The record is from the annotation of a GenBank genome assembly.